Molecule: messenger RNA, 2660 nt
Organism: Echinops telfairi (small Madagascar hedgehog)
Lineage: Eukaryota; Metazoa; Chordata; Mammalia; Afrosoricida; Tenrecidae
Gene: CIZ1
Product: CDKN1A interacting zinc finger protein 1
Exons: 16
Coding region: 32-2515 (827 amino acids)
Cellular component (GO): nucleus
Molecular function (GO): zinc ion binding; nucleic acid binding
Source: RefSeq, a predicted model, not a curated record
CUGCUUACCCCUCUCCCUGCCCGUAGCCGACAUGUUCAACCAGCAGCAGCAGCUCCAGCAGCUCCAGCAGCAGCAGCAGCAGUUGCUUCAGCUCCAGCAACUUCUCCAGCAGUCCCCACCUCAGGCCUCCAUGCCUAUGCCCAUGGCCCUCAGCAGGCUCCCCACGCAGCAGGCACCACAACAGCUUCUGAAUCUCCAGAGCACCAACUCGGCCUCCCUCCUCAGCAGCCCUGUGCUACAGAGAGCUUUGCUUUUACAGCAAUUGCAAGGACUGGACCAGUUUGCAAUGCCACCAGCCACGUAUGACAGUGCCAGCCUCACCAUGCCCACGGCAACACUGGGUAACCUCCGCAGCUACAACUUGGUAACCCCAAACCUGACAGCCCCCAGCCUUACACCCCCUCAGCUGGUCCCCUCAAAUCUACAGCAGUAUUUUCCCCAAGCCACUCGCCAAUCCCUGCUGGGCCCGCCUCCUGUUGGGGUCCCUAUGAACUCUCCCCAGCUCAGCCUCUCAGGGCGAACCCCGCAGAAACAGGCCCGCACAUCUUUUGUCACCCCCAGUCGCAAGGAUUCUUCUUCUCAGACGAUGCCCGCGGACGACAAGGCAGGCCCCCCCGCGGGGUCUGGGGAAGUGGACGAGCCCGGCACUGACACACCUGAAGGUCACAGGUCCCCCUGCUGCCCCGAGGAUGUCACUCAGGAGAAACGCAUCCCAACACCGGAGCCCGAGCCUUGUGAGACCUCAGAGCCACCAGCCAAAAGGCUAAAAAGGGCAGAAGAGCCUGCAGUGAAGGGGCAGCCACAGGCCAAGGUCCAGCCGCAGGCCCGGGGGAGCGUCUCGAAGCUGACACAGACACCUGAGGUGCUUCCUGAGCCUCCGGAAGCCUGCCCGCCACCUGGGCUCUCCCCACGGGUUCUGCAGACGCAGCCACAGAUGCAGCCAACGUGUGCCGAGGUGCAGCCCAAGCUGCAGAAGCAGGCACAAACACAGACCUCACCAGAGCACUCAGUGCCCCCGCAGAAGCAGGUGUCACCGCAGCCGCAGGCGGAGGCUGAGCCACCAGAGCAAGUGCAGCUCCAGGUGCGGCCACAGGCACCUUCCCAGCCUCCAAGGCAGGCGCAGCCACCACUGCAGAAGCAGGCCCAAACCCAGACAUGUCCACAGCUGCGGACACAAGCACAGCCAAGGGCCCCGCCCCUUGAGCAGGUGCGGCUGCAGGUCGCAGUGCCAGCACCAGAGCAAGCACCGGCUCCAGCUCAGACCGUGGUGCUGGACACACCGCCGGAUGCAGCGGAAGCUGGAGGAGGCCCCGGGGAGGCCGCGGCAGGGCCAGUGGACAGCCAGCUCCGUGUGGAGGAGAGCCAAGAGCACUCGCCCAGCCGCCCAGAUGCAGGAGAGAGUGAGAAGCGAGCUGGAGAGAUGCUCAGGAUGUGGGGUGCCGGGGGCUCCCUGAAGGUCACCAUCCUGCAGAGCAGUGACAGCCGGGCCUUUAGCACUGCCCCCCUGACUCCCGGGCCCCGUCCCAGUGACUCCACCCCCGCUGCUGCCAGCACGCCUUCCCAACAGGGCCUACAGUUCUUCUGCUACAUCUGUAAGGCCAGCUGCCCCAGCCAGCAGGAGUUCCAGGAGCACAUGGCAGGCGCCCAGCACCAGCAGCGACUUGGGGAGAUCCAGCACAUGAGUCAGGCCUGCCUCCUGUCCCUGCUGCCCGUGCCCCGGGACGUCCUGGAGAGAGAGCAGGAAGAGCCUCCCCCCAGGCGCUGGUGCAACACCUGCCAGGUCUACUACAUGGGGGACCUGAUCCAACACCGCAGGACACAGGACCACAAGAUCGCCAAGCAUUCCCUGCGACCCUUCUGCACGGCCUGCAGCCGCUACUUCAAAACCCCCCGCAAGUUUGUGGAGCACAUGAAGUCCCAGGGGCACAAGGAGAAAACCAAGGAGCUGAAGAUGCUGGAGAAAGAGUUAGCUGGCCAAGAUGAGGAUCACUUCAUCACGGUGGAUGCUGUGGGCUGCUUUGAGGGGGACGAAGAGGAGGAGGAGGAAGAGGAAGAGGAGGAGGAAGAGGAAGAAGAAAUCGAGGUUGAGGAAGCGUUCUGCAAACAGGUGAGGCCCAGGGAUCUAGCUGGUGAGCAGUGGAAGGACUCUGAGACCCACCCACCCAACACCAUGUAUGGCAUGGACUUCCUUGUGCCCGUGAUGGGGUACGUCUGCCACGUGUGCCGCAAGUUCUACCAGGGUAAUUCUGGAGCCCAGCAGUCCCACUGCAGGUCCUUGGCCCACUUCGAGAACCUGCAGAAACACAAGGCGGCCAAGAACCCCAGCCCCACCACCAGGCCCGUGAGCCGCCGGUGCGCCAUCAACGCCCGAAAUGCCCUGACGGCCCUCUUCACCUCAGGAGGCCGCCUGCCCAGCCAUCCCAGCACCCAGGACACAGCCAAAACCCCCAGCAAGGUGACAGCCAGACCCCCUGAGCCCCAACUACCCCGGCGCUCCACCCGCCUGAAAACCUGAUAAAGGGUAUCAGUGCCCGGCCAGUGCUUCUGGGGCCAGGCCUGCUAAUGCGUCACAGCAGCGUGUCGGGAAACGGACGGGGUUAGUGUUUUUACUUGAAAUCCAAUAAAAUGUAGUUUUGGCCGCACCACAGGCCUCCCCAGCA